GGUAAAAGCAUAGAUAAUAUCCAUUUUCGGAAGUCAGAAAACAUUAAGCACGUGUCAUCAAAUCUUGAUAGUGGCUAAGUGAACCUCACUCGCUCUGUAACAAACCAAACAAAAUAAACCAAAGAACCAUAAAUUUGGAUCGCUCGCCUAAAAGAAAGCUCUAAAUAUCAAAACACAAAUUCAAGGAUUCAUUUUCAACAAAUCUUUCUUAUUCUUAUAAUAAUAAUAAUAAUAAUAAUAAUAAUAAUAAUAAUAAUCGAGUCCCCAAAACAAUCUCUCUUGUGAUCAAGUGUCUCUCGUUUCUUUCCCAUCUUCCAAAUCUUUGAUAUACAAAUCUUGAGUGUAACAAAGGUGCUUCUUUUUACAAAGAUCUUUGGGGAUUGGGUUCUUGGUUUCAUUUCUUUUUAGUGUCAAUGGAGAAGAAGGUGGUAGUGGCUGUGGUCUGUGCGGCCGCUGUGGCUGGGGCUGUUACCGCGGCGGUGGUGAUGAGGCGAAAAAUGAGGAGGGAUGGCAAGUUGGCCAAAGCAAUGGAGAUAGUGAAGGAAUUGAAGGAGCAAUGCGCGACCCCUAUUGCGAAGUUGAAGCAGGUUGGUGAUGCCAUGGUUGUGGAGAUGCAUGCUGGCCUUGCCUCCGAAGGUGGAAGCAAGCUCAAGAUGCUUAUCAGCUAUGUCGACAAUUUGCCUACUGGUGAUGAGAAUGGAUUGUUUUAUGCACUGGAUCUUGGUGGAACAAACUUUCGUGUAUUGCGAGUGCAUCUGGGGGGUAAGGAUGGCCGUCUAGUCAAUCAAGAAUUUGCAGAGGUGCCUAUUCCUCCAAAUUUGAUGACUGGAACUUCAGAUGCUCUGUUUGACUAUAUUGCAGCAGAACUAGCAAAAUUUGUUGCUCAAGAAGAUGAAAAGUUUCAACUCCCUCCGGGUAAAAAGAGGGAAUUGGGUUUCACCUUUUCAUUUCCUGUUACACAAACAUCAAUUGCUUCUGGGAACCUGGUUAGGUGGACGAAAGGCUUCUCUAUAGAUGACGCAGUUGGCCAAGAUGUGGUGGUGGCAUUGACAAAAGCCAUGGAAAGAAAGGGUGUUCAUAUGCACGUGUCAGCUCUGGUCAAUGAUACAGUUGGAACCCUAGCUGGAGGCAAAUACUUCAACAAGGAUGUGGUUGCUGCUGUAAUCUUAGGUACUGGGACAAAUGCUGCUUAUGUGGAACGUGCACAAGCAAUACCAAAAUGGCACGGUGCUCUUCCUGAAUCUGGCGAGAUGGUUAUCAACAUGGAGUGGGGUAACUUUAGGUCAUCGCAUCUUCCACUGACUAAGUAUGACCUUGCACUGGAUGCUGAAAGUUUAAAUCCUGGAGAACAGAUCUUUGAAAAGAUAAUUUCUGGUAUGUACUUGGGAGAAAUUGUAAGAAGAGUUCUACUUAGGAUGGCUGAAGAAGCUUCAUUUUUUGGUGAUGCUGUUCCACCAAAACUUAGGGUUCCCUUCAUUUUGAGAACACCUGAUAUGUCAGCAAUGCAUCAUGAUACAUCCUCUGAUCUCAAAGUGGUGGGGAAUAAAUUGAAGGAUAUUUUAGAGAUAUCUAACACAUCCCUGAAAACAAGAAAAGUUGUUAUUGAGCUUUGCAACAUUGUUGCUUCCCGUGGAGCACAACUUGCAGCAGCUGGAAUCUUGAGUAUCCUGAAGAAAAUGGGGAAGGAUACGGUCAAAGAGGGGGAUAAACAGAAGACGGUGAUAGCCUUGGAUGGUGGAUUGUAUGAGCAUUAUAGUGAAUACAGCAAGUGCAUGGAGAAUACUCUUAAUGAAUUACUUGGUGAAGAAGUGUCCAAAAACAUCGAGAUUGUACAUUCCAACGAUGGAUCUGGCAUUGGAGCGGCUCUCCUUGCUGCCUCACAUUCACGGUAUCUUAAAGAUGAGACUGAGACAUCCUAACAAGCAUAGCAAAUGCCUGGGUUCAUUAUUUUUCCAUUUCAUUGCAGCCUCUCCCAUACCAUUUUUUCUCUAAUCAUUUUGUCCUCAUGUUUAUUUUUUGAUAAUUCUUCUUCAGACUUUGAUUGGGAAGAAAGUUCCUGUGAAUAUUUUUAAAUCAUACCUAGUUGAACAUGGCAGGACCUAAAAGCAGCCAAUAUUUUUCGGCUUUGGCCUGCAAUUUAAGUCAUUUGUUCCUGCAGAUGGUUGCCAAUUCCUUUUGGUUGUAAUAAAUAAUCAGCAAAUUAUCCACAUGCUGUUUUUGAAUUAUAGUUCUGUUGGGUAA
Molecule: messenger RNA, 2241 nt
Organism: Jatropha curcas
Lineage: Eukaryota; Viridiplantae; Streptophyta; Magnoliopsida; Malpighiales; Euphorbiaceae
Product: hexokinase-1
Biological process (GO): glycolytic process; intracellular glucose homeostasis; glucose 6-phosphate metabolic process
Cellular component (GO): mitochondrion; cytosol
Molecular function (GO): ATP binding; D-glucose binding; glucokinase activity
Source: RefSeq, a predicted model, not a curated record